AUGGACGAGGCCAGCGCGCUGGCCGUGCUUGACCAUCCCAAUGUCAUUAUGGUUUACGAUACCUUUGAGGACGACUCGCGCUUUUUAAUCGAAAUGGAAUAUGCUGAUGGUAUGCGCCAGACUCACACACCUUGGCAGCGCACCCCCGCGCUUUGCCAACCCGCCGGCCCUCUUUCCCCACGCCUUGAUCGCUCACGCCAAACACCUCACCUGGAUCGAUGUGGCUCGCCAGGAGGAACACUGCGCGAUCUCGUCAUGCUUCACAGGCGCCCAAAUUGGCUGCCAGCAAAGGAUGUGCGCUGGCUCGCCUAUCAACUGCUCCAAGGAAUUGCCCAUAUUCACCAGCGUGGCAUCGUCCACCGCGACAUCAAGACGGAAAACGUCUUUGUCACGUCACAAAAGAUCCUCAAAUGUCUCGCCCAUCUCGAAUCCUUUGAUAUAAAUAACGUCGACCCUGCCUCUGCCCUGAUGCCAGGCGAGCAAUACGAUUCAAAAUGCGACAUCUUCUCCGCUGGUUGCGUGGUUCAUGAGCUCUGCACCUUGCAGCGCACCUUUGAGGCCUCCAACAUUUGCGCCGUCAUGAACAAAAUGAUCGAGGGCGAGCCUGAACCCCUGGAUCCCACCGCUUAUUCAUCCGACCUCCAAAAAAUGGUCCUGUGCAUGCUCAGCGUCCUCCCCGCGGAUCGCCCCACCGCUGCUGAGCUACUCCAACACAGCGUCUUUGACGUUGAGCGUGGUCAAUGGGCCGACAAGGUGAUCUCGCGCCGGCAGAAUUAA
Monosiga brevicollis MX1 is the source of this 777-nucleotide messenger RNA. RefSeq lists its product as uncharacterized. Bases 1 to 777 code for a protein of 258 amino acids. The transcript is spliced from 2 exons. The record is from RefSeq and is a predicted model, not a curated record. Gene Ontology annotation, molecular function: ATP binding; protein kinase activity. Gene Ontology annotation, biological process: protein phosphorylation. NCBI's taxonomy places the organism in Eukaryota, Choanoflagellata, Craspedida, Salpingoecidae.